AUGAAAUUGGGCUUUUAUGCGAAUAGAAUAAUGGAAUCUUAAGUUUUUUAUCUUUUAGACAGAGUAAAUAAUGCAAAUUUAUAUUUAAUAUUAUUUUAAUCUACAUAGAAUGGAUAUGCAUCCUAUCAUUUCGACAUCAAAAUAAAAAGCAAUAAAGUACUAUAUAAUUUUCAUAACUUGAGUUGCUGUAGUUGGAGACAAAGGAGUAGGUAAACAUUAGUUAAUUGAAAAAAUGCUGGAGGUUGAAACUAAGGUUAAUGACAGAGAUAUUGCGUCAAUUGAUUUUUUUAUAUCCUAUAUAUGGAUAGGGGAUUGCUAAUAUUAAACAAUCCAUUAUUGGGUUGUCUCCUUAGAUUCAAAUGAAUAAUAGUAUGUUUAUAUUAAUAAGGAAGACGGAAAUCUAUGCCAUUUAUUCCUCAGAGCGACAUUUAUGUAAUCAUGUUCAGCUUGCACUAAAACACGAGUUUGUAGAAUGCUCUGCAUGUUUGGUUUCAAUUGAGUUCUUAAAAACAAAGUGCUUAAUAUAUAUUCUUGGGAUCGGAGAGUGGUAAAUUAAGAUAGUGCGGUUCUUACAACGAGAUCAUAAAAUUCAUAAGGAAUAAGAUGAUCAAAUCGUCUCCAAACUUAGAGGAGACUCAAAAUGAAUCGUCCCUAAAAGAAAUAAGGAAAACUAUUGCAUGUGUUGAUGAUUUCAUCGAUGAAUCACUUCCAGAAAAUGUUCAUUAUUUAGAAAUUAAGGAUUAUUAAAACUAAGCUUUCAAAAGGGUUCUUAUUAAUUCCAUUUAGAAUGUGAUAAGUAAUGAUCGAUAACAAUUAUAUUCAAUCAGUGCUCCCAUAUCUCCAAAUAUGAUGCCUUAAUUGCGUAAGCCUGUAUCUGAGUUUCUGCAGACAACGGAGUAUGCUGAGAGGCAAGAUCAUUUAAAGAGUGUGAAAGAGAAGAGACAAUCAGAAGUAGUUGAAACCAUAAAAGUAGAGUAUUCUAUACAUAUUUAACCUAUUUAAACAACGAUGAAUCCUGCUUUCUUAACUUUAGAAUAGAGCAGCUAUUCUAAAUAAGUUGAAAAAGAUCCUGAGUUUUGUUGUUAAUUAUUAUGA
This is a messenger RNA of Paramecium octaurelia, 1095 nucleotides long. Lineage: Eukaryota; Ciliophora; Oligohymenophorea; Peniculida; Parameciidae. The record is from the annotation of a GenBank genome assembly.